Molecule: messenger RNA, 1132 nt
Organism: Manihot esculenta (cassava)
Lineage: Eukaryota; Viridiplantae; Streptophyta; Magnoliopsida; Malpighiales; Euphorbiaceae
Product: RNA exonuclease 4
Exons: 9
Coding region: 37-861 (274 amino acids)
Biological process (GO): rRNA processing
Cellular component (GO): nucleus
Molecular function (GO): 3'-5' exonuclease activity; nucleic acid binding
Source: RefSeq, a predicted model, not a curated record
AUAAAAACGUCACGUUCAGGGAAAAGUUGCAGAAAAAUGGAAAAGCAGCAACAGAAGAAGAAAAACCCUAAGCAGCAGCAGUUACCGCUCAAUCCCAACUGGGCGCAGCUCAAACAAACGCUUAAAAACCAUGGCUCUAGGCCUUCAAGACCCUCAAAUAGUUCAAUCUCGGAAGCCCAAAAAUCUAUAUUAGGGAAGCGAAAAGAGAGACCCAAUGAAGAAUCUGAUGAGUCUCAGCUAAAUCCUCUCACUCCAACUAAUGAUGAUUGCAGUCUGACAGAUGUGAUAGCCAUCGAUUGUGAAAUGGUUGGCAUUGGUCAAGGAAACAGAAGCGCUCUUGGACGAGUAACACUGGUAAAUCAGUGGGGAAAUGUUAUAUAUGAUGAGUUUGUUCGCCCAAUAGAACGUGUUGUUGACUUCCGUACAAAAAUUAGUGGCAUUCGACCCCAGCACUUGAGGAAAGCAAAGGAUUUCACAACUGUUCAGAAGAAAGUUGCAGAGAUUAUUAAAGGAAGAGUUCUUGUGGGCCAUGCCUUGUCCAAUGACCUUAAGGCAUUGCUAUUGAGUCAUCCCAAAAAGGACGCGCGGGAUACUUCAGAGUAUCAACCUUUUCUCAAGGAGCGACGCAGAAAGGCCCUUCGGCAUCUUGCAGCUGAAUUUCUUGGUGCAAAAAUACAGAAUGGAGAGCACUGCCCGAUAGAAGAUGCUAGAGCAGCAAUGCUGCUAUACCAGAAAAACAAAAAACAAUGGGAGAAGGGAAUGAAAGAUCAAAUGAGACUGAAACAAAAACAGAAGAAGCGCAAGCACAAAAAGAAACCAAAAGUCACCCCGGGAGUUAACAAUGUUGCUACUGCAUCAUAGCAUUUGCCGCUGCUGACAUAUCAGGAGGUGCUUAUACGAGUUGAACUCUACUUGGCUGCGAUCCAGUAGCUGAGCUUCCGAAUGGUUGUGUGAAAGAAGAGGAUGCAGCAGUUGACAUUUUAUCAUUCAAAGCAUCCAGGGAAACGCAUGAUAUCAUGCAUUUAAGUAACUGAUUUGUUCACAUAAAUGUUGUCUUUUUGACAUUGUAAUUUUAAUGAAAUAUAAACUUUUAAGACGUUAGAGCCAACUGAAUAUAGAGUUUAUUUUUAAA